CGUCGCUUCUGUUGAGCCGCUGGGCAGGGAGAGCUUGAGGCUCUGCACACAGAGCGCUGCAAAAAAACGGCGCCUGGCGACGCGGACGGACUGCUAAAGCGAUAGGACACGGUCUCAGGACCAGACCAGUGCUGCCAAACGCUUGCUGACGCUUGUAGUCACCUCGCGCCGAGGCACAGGGAGCAAAUGUUGCAGCAUGGUUUCUGGCAUGGUACGGCGCCUCGUCGAGAUCGAGGCCGGGUCGAACGCGACGGAGAGUCAGUUCUUCAUCGACAUGGAACGCCGCACGAGCCUGCAGAUCUCGGUCGCCUUCACGCUGGCCGUCGCGGCGGUCGUCGCGUGCUGCGGCCUGCGGCGCUCGUAGCCCUCCUUUGCUUCGCACCGGCGGCGGCGCGGAAGCCAAAAGGCGUGCGCGCGAAGAAAAGCGGCGUCGACGCAAAAGCGCUGGCCGUCAAGGCCUGCUGCGAGGACGCGACGACCGCCGAGCUGAUCGUCGCGAUGCGCGGCGGCAGCGACGAGCGCACGGCCGCGGACCACGCGCUCGCCGCGCGCGACGGCGCCGACAAGACGAUGGCCGUCGAGAUCCAGGAAGUUUUGGACUUGAGGGGCUCGGACACGGCGUGCCUGCUCGCCCUGGGCGCCGAGUGGUGCGGGCCCUGCAAGGUGCUCAAGCCGUUGCUACGGAAGGCCGCCGAGGCGUCUCAAGGGACACUCAUACUGAAGGAAAUUGACGUCGACAAAGAAAGACCGAUCGCGGAGGCGCUGGAAGCGACGCAGCUGCCCUGCGUCUACAGCGUGAGGGACGGCAAGUUGCGAGACGUCAUCGUCGGCCUGCCGCGGUCGCACCAGGACCUCGCGGCCUUCGUCAUGCGCGCCAUGGAUGGGGAGGGCGGUGCUUCCACAGUUCCGGGCAGCCGGACCGUCAAUUUGGCGCGCGUCGCGGGCUCGGCCGCCCUGGGCGCGGGCGGCCGCGAGGCCCUGGCGGCCAAGUGCCGCGGCGCGCUCGACGCGUGUAGGGAGCUUGCGGCGUCCGACAAGGAUACGGUGAUGGAGGCGCUCAAGACGACGAAAGCGUACCUAGAGCGGGCCUACGGCGGCAAGCCGGUCUAUCGCGACAACGCCGUGUUUGUGGAGAACUGUGUGGAAAUCAAACAGUGAGUUAGGUUAUCCUGAGAUUUGUUGCGGGACGACGUCGCGUCGAUGGCGUGGGGCGCCCGAAAUUUGAUUUCCACACAGGUGGAGAAGGUGGCCCCCUGCGCGCCGGCUUUGGACUUGUUUGCGGCGGCUGGGUACGUGGAGAUUCCCGGCGACCCUGAGGGUUCAGAUGACGAGAAAAGAGACGCCUUACACCCGACGCAUCGCAAUCUAGCCGUCUUCGAGCUCUGCUGCGCCGAGAUCGACAAGGCAAGAGAUGAGCUGCGCGUGAUGACGUGAAGUACACCUAACAAUAUCUUAC
This is a messenger RNA of Pelagomonas calceolata, 1456 nucleotides long. Lineage: Eukaryota; Pelagophyceae; Pelagomonadales; Pelagomonadaceae. The record is from the annotation of a GenBank genome assembly.